UAUAUAACUAACAGGGCUUGAGUUCGUGCCUCUGACGAGUCCUGCCCAGGUAUUCCUUCAAGCACAGCGUGUCGUCAGCUCAGAAGACCUAACUCUAGAAUGUUGGAAACACCGUUUCUGCUCGCCCUAGCCUGCCUCGCGGUUGGCGUCAUCGGGACCCUCGUUCAGCACCGCGAGAAGAACCUGCCGCCGGGCCCUACGCGUAUUCCGCUGCUGGGGAACGCAUGGCACGUGCCGGUGGAGAAGUCGUGGAUGUACUUCCACUCGCUGUGCCAGAAAUACGGACCUAUGGUCAUGCUCAAGGCACUUGACAAUGAUAUACUGGUGCUGGACAACGCGGAGGACAUCCAGGAGCUGCUCGUGAAGCGCUCGAACAAUUACUCGUCGAGGAAGCAGCUCAUCUAUGCAGGCAAGUACCGCUCGGGAAACAAACGCCUCGUUCUCCUGCCCUACGGACCACUUCUUAAGAAGUAUCGCGCUGCUGUGCACACGAUGAUGAACCCGAAGGCUGUCGGCGCAUAUGAGCGUCUUCAAGAGCGCGGCUCGAUGGUGCUGCUCCAAAGUAUCCUGAACGACCCUAGCAAGGCGUACAUCAACAUCAAGCGGUUCACCGCGGAGACGCUCUUCACUCUGAUCUACGGCAAGGGCUUCGGGAGCGAGGAGGACCUGCGCACUGUGCUGCACAUCCUCGAGACGUUCAUCCAGGACAUGCACCCGUUCGCGCACAUGGUCGAUAGGAUGCCCAUCCUCGAUUGGCUGCCGGACUUCCUGGCGCCGUGGCGCGACGAGGCGCGCAAGAAGGGCGAGUACGAACAUAAGUUCUACAGCCGCCUUCUCAAGGAUGUCAAGGCACGGAUGGACUCGGGCGCGCACGUCCAGUGCUUCGCUGCUAACCUCUGGGAGAACGUGGAGCAACUUGGUCUCGAUGAAGACUCCUUGGCGUAUGUUGCUGGCUCCGCAUUUGAGGCGGGAACAGACAACACUGCUGGAGUCAUGUUGUGGUUCCUCGUGGCCAUGAUGCACUACCCUGCCGUGCUAAAGCGGGCGCGCGCGGAGCUCGAUGAGGUCCUCGGUGCUAAUGGCGAUACUGCGCCGUGCUAUCACCACCUCGAUCAACUCCCAUACUGUUUGGCGCUUGUCAAGGAGGUACUCCGAUGGAUGCCAGUUGCUCCGCUGUCAGCACCCCAUUACAGUCUGAAAGAUGACGUCUACAAGGGCUUCCGCAUUGGCGCAGGGACGACCGUAAUACCGAACAUCUGGGCUAUCCACCACGAUGCGACCCUCUUCUCUGACCCGUUCGAGUUCAACCCCGAGAGGUUCCUCAUGGCAAAAGAGGAUAUACGGCCUGAGUCGUCGUUGAAUGAGGGACACUCUGCCUUCGGCUUCGGGAGGAGGGUUUGCCCUGGGCAACACUUCGCCGCGAAGUCCGUCUGGGUUGGUAUGGUGCGCCUCAUGUGGGCUUUCGAGAUCAAUCCUCCCAUGGACGUCAACAAGAAGCCCAUCUUGCCGGAUGUCGGUGCGUGCCGUUCAGGGCUGACUGCUGAACCGGCACACUUCGACGUCGUUCUUACCCCGCGCUCAGAGCGGCACAUUCAAACCAUUCAGCGGGACUCCUGAACGUUCGGCAGGUUAUAGUAGACGCGUCGCAAAUGUUCCAGUCCCGUAUAUACGCAAGAUGUGUUCGACGCUCUGUAUUGCUCAUUGACUCCGGGUCAUGUGUAAUUUGUGUACUCUUGACAAAUGUCAUGUCUGUCUUCAGCGGUUGCUGAGAGUUGUCAUGCUG
Messenger RNA from Fomitopsis serialis, 1783 nucleotides. RefSeq names its product cytochrome P450 monooxygenase. Bases 100 to 1617 code for a protein of 505 amino acids. The record is from RefSeq and is a predicted model, not a curated record. Gene Ontology annotation, molecular function: oxidoreductase activity, acting on paired donors, with incorporation or reduction of molecular oxygen; monooxygenase activity; iron ion binding. Lineage: Eukaryota; Fungi; Basidiomycota; Agaricomycetes; Polyporales; Fomitopsidaceae. The transcript has 11 exons.